AUGAUUGAUGAAGCACGUUAUAUUGAAGCGAUAAUAAAUUGCUCAAAAUGGAAUGGUCGUAAUGAAAAGGAGAGAAAAUCACGUUAUCCGAUGAUCGAACCACAAACGGGUGUUUUUCAGCGACCAACAAGUCAUCUUUAUCGAAAUGAGACUGAGCGAUAUCCACCUCAUCUUCCAACUUAUUAUUGCACAUAUUCGAGGAAACGUUGGAAACGGAAAAAAAAUGCACCAUCGUCCGACGCUACAGAAAUGAAGUAUAUUGUGCAGUGCAAUCCAGCAAUUAGCGAAGUUAUAAAUCAAGCAACAGCUAUCUCAACAGAAGCAUCUGGAUCAAACGAAGCGUUUUCAUCUUCAGAUUUUUGUCAGAGCGUUGAUAGAAGAGGAAGGCAAACACUGUCAUACCAAAGUUUUCAUCAUCUCUGUAUUUUUUUAAGAUUCAAAUUAGAGAAGCAAUUAGAAAAGAACAAGUUAAAGGAAUUAUUGGAGAACGAUCUUGAAGAACCGAGUGAGGAAGAAGUUGUUGAUAUGUCGGAUGAAGAUGAUUGGUCAGAACCGAGGAAGAAACGGAAAAAACGUGGUGGUGCAGUUGCUUCAUCGGGGGGCAGGGGAGGUUCACGUCGAGGAACAACGAGUAAUGUCACAAUAGUCUGUCAACCGAUCUCAUCUGACCCCAAAGCAUUUGCAUGUAACAAUUGUGGUGCAAAGUACAGAAGCCGACCUGGCUUGACAUAUCACCGAGCACAUGUGCACCCAGACGUGACGAAUUCUAGCGACGUUUCUCAACUUUCAAACUAUAUAGAUUCGUUAAGAAUGAACAUUGGUUUUCCUCUGGUUGAAAUUAUAAACAGCAGUGAAACUGGUCACCCUUUUUUGCUUUCAGUAUUAUCGUCAACUAUCGAGAUUUCGACUACAUGUGACUUGUGCCUUGGUGAUCGCAAUGAAAAUAAGAAAACUAAUACACCAGAAGAAUUGGUCAGCUGUCAUGAUUGCGGUCGAUCUGGCCACCCGACCUGUCUUAAAUUCACAGAAAAUAUGCUCAUAUCAACGAGAAGAUAUGGCUGGCAAUGUAUUGAAUGUAAAAGUUGUGCAAUCUGCGGUUUUUCUGAUAACGACGACCAACUUCUUUUUUGCGAUGAUUGUGAUCGCGGCUUUCAUCUUUACUGCCUACGACCACCACUUUCGCAAGCUCCUGAAGGCGAAUGGAGUUGCUAUCUUUGUCAAAGAGAAUUUGGACCAAAGGCGUCCUUGCCCACUCAAAAAUAG
This is a messenger RNA of Dracunculus medinensis (Guinea worm), 1263 nucleotides long. The record is from the annotation of a GenBank genome assembly. Lineage: Eukaryota; Metazoa; Nematoda; Chromadorea; Rhabditida; Dracunculidae.